CUCUCUGGUUCCUCAUUCUGCGUUUGUGUGCGUGUGUGUGGCGCUUCAAUGAGAGUCAGAGAGCGCGCACUCGACGGUCAUUCCUCUCAGAAACAAGUCCCUUUAAAUGCGAGUUAACCGUUUUCUGACAGUCUGACGGGAAAACAUGGGUUGUAAAAAAUCCAAGUUGGAUGGUGACCAAAAUGGAUGUGUGCUUGAACCAGUGAACAAAGAGCAUCCAGUACGUACUGACCAAACAUAUGUGAGAGAUCCAACCUCCUAUAAGCCUCCUAUAACUUCCCAAAAUGCCGGUCUCCUGCCUGGUCAGGUUUUCCAAAAAAUGGAAGAGAAGGAAAAAAUCGUUGUCGCUUUAUAUCCAUAUGAAGCCAUUCACGCUGAUGAUCUGGGCUUUAAAAAAGGAGAGAAGUUAAAAAUUAUUGAGGAGCAUGGCGAGUGGUGGAAAGCGAGGUCUUUGACCACACGAAAAGAAGGUUUCAUUCCCUCAAACUAUGUUGCAGAAGCAGACACUAUGGAGACAGAAGAAUGGUUCUAUAAAGACAUCACGAGAAAGGAUGCAGAGAGACAGCUGUUGGCACCGGCUAAUAAACCUGGAUCUUACCUCAUACGGGAGAGCGAAACCUCAAAAGGAAGUUAUUCACUAUCGAUCAGAGACGUAGACGCUCAGGGCCAGGAUGUUGUUAAACAUUAUAAGAUCAGAUCUCUGGAUAAUGGCGGUUACUACAUCUCCCCAAAGAUCACGUUCAGUGACAUCAGCAGCAUGAUAAAACAUUACCACAAACAGUCAGAUGGAUUAUGUCGAAAGCUGGAUAAAGCAUGCGAGAAACCUAAAGCGCAAAAACCUUGGGACAAAGAUGCCUGGGAAAUCUCUAAAGACUCCAUAAAGAUGGUGAAGAAACUCGGAGCUGGACAGUUUGGAGAAGUAUGGAUGGCCUUCUACAAUAACAGCACCAAAGUGGCAGUGAAAACUCUGAAGCCAGGCACAAUGUCAGUGGAGGCGUUUCUAGAGGAGGCCAACCUGAUGAAGACCUUACAGCACGACAGACUUGUGCGUCUCUAUGCUGUCGUCACCAAAACUGAGCCCAUCUACAUCAUCACUGAGUACAUGGCUAAUGGAAGCUUAUUGGAUUUCUUGAAAAGUCAAGCUGGCUCCAAAAUACAGUUACCAAAGUUGAUAGAUUUUUCUGCACAGAUAGCCGAAGGAAUGGCCUACAUUGAGAAGAAAAACUACAUCCACCGAGACCUGAGAGCAGCUAAUGUGCUGGUUUCAGAGAUGCUGCUGUGCAAAAUAGCUGAUUUUGGCCUGGCCCGAGUAAUUGAGGAUGACCAAUACACGGCCAGAGAAGGGGCAAAAUUUCCUAUCAAAUGGACGGCACCAGAAGCCAUCAACUAUGGCUCUUUCACCAUCAAAUCAGAUAUGUGGUCCUUCGGGGUUCUCCUGUAUGAGAUUAUAACAUACGGGAAAAUUCCUUAUCCAGGCAUGAGCAACAGCGAAGUCAUGAGCAGUGUCCAGAGAGGUUACCGGAUGCCCCGUCCCGAAAACUGUCCGGUUGAACUUUACGAGAUCAUGACCACAUGCUGGAAGAAUAAACCAGAAGACCGGCCCACGUUUGACUAUAUUCAGAGUGUACUGGACGACUUCUACACGGCCACUGAAGGCCAGUACCAGCAGCAGCCAUGAGGAGCAACAGUCAUCUCCCUCAGAUUAUUGCACUGUUUCCAGAUGGAUGAUCAAAACAUCUGUGAUUUAUCUUUGAAUCUUACUAAUGUGUAACUAAUAAUUGGAUCAAUCUGCUUACCCGUAUGUAAGCACGGUUAAGAUUGCCUAUCUCUGCUUCAAAUUGAAGUUUUAACUGCUUAUUUGCUCUUCCUCCGCACAUUUCAACUGCAUUUCAAACUGUAAAUAAUUUGAUAUUUCAGAGUUCUACGUUUUUAUACACCAGGUUUGUCUUUCUUUCUCAAAUGUGAGCCGCUGUGGGGUCUGAAAGCAAAUUAGGAUUGAUUUACAUAACAGACAAUUUUACUUACGAAUAAGAUAUAUAUAUAUAUAUAUUAGAAAAUUGAUCAGUGUUCCCAGUGUUUGGUUUAACGCUGUUUCAGAAGCAUAUUUAGUAUGAAAACUUAUUAAUACUAUUCAAGUCUACUUGGCAUUAACAAAUAUACAGCUAAUCUUUAAAUACUACAGUAAUUUAUAAACAUACUGCAGUGUUUUUGAACCAUAUUAUAUAAUAAAUUGUAUUGUACUACAUUCUACACUGGGCAUCACGGUGGCGCAGUGGGUAGCACGAUCAUCUCACAGCAAGAAUGUCACUGGUUCAAGCCUCGGCUGGGUUAGUUGGCAUUUCAGUGUGGAGUUUGAUGUUCUCAGUGUAUGAGUGUGGAUGAGUGUGUAUAGAUGUUUCCCAGAAAUGAGUUGCAGCCGGAAGGGCAUCCGCUGCGUAAAACAUAUGCUGGAUAAGUUGGCGGUUCAUUCCGCUGUGGCAACCUCAGUUUAAUAAAGGGACUGAGCCAAAAUGAAUGAAUGAAUUAAUGUAUUUUAUAUCGGUGUUUCUCAACCACGUUCCUGGAGGAGCACCAGCUCUGCACGUUUUCCACGUCCUUAACCAAACACACCUGAUUCAGAUCAUCAGCUCAUUAGCAGAGACUGAAAGACUUGUAAUGUGUGUGACGGACAAAACAUGCAGAAUUGGUGGUUGAGAAACACUGUUCCAUAUUGUAGCAUUUUUGUUAAUACCGCAUACUGUAGUAUCAAAUGUCAUUUACUGAUAUACUAAUAAAUACUGUAGUACAUUAAAAUGCUUACUAUAGUAAAGUGUGGUGAAUUGUAAUAUAUAUUUAGUGCAGUUUUGGUGUAAUCUGUUUAUAUGCCACAGAAACUACAACAAUAGAUUCAUUCAAGUACUUUACUGCAGUAUGGUUCAAUAACACUACAGUAUUUCCUUUUUCAUAUGGGUAUUUCAGUAGGAAUGAUUUCUCUUAUUUGCAUUCAGUUUAAAAAAAAUUAUUAUUUUAAUUGUAAUACUGAUUUAAUGAAAUUCAUGCACUGGUGUAUGAUCUUACAUGAUCAUUGUGUUUUAAAGUCAUUUUCAUAAACAGCUUUCAAUUACAGUUUUGAGAAUGUUAUGACAAUAAUGAGCAGCGGCACCGCACAAUAUUUUAUUAUAUAUAUAUUUUUUGUAAUUAAGCUUACAAAUUGUUGAUUGUGAUUUUUUUGCUAAGAAUGAAAUGCAUUGUACAUUUAAAAUAUUCUGUACAGUUGUACAUUAGACAAAUAAUAAAAUUCAUCUUUUGUGAUUAGUAAAA
Messenger RNA from Danio rerio (zebrafish), 3300 nucleotides. It is a transcript of the gene lyn, whose product is annotated as LYN proto-oncogene, Src family tyrosine kinase. The record is from RefSeq and is marked provisional. Gene Ontology annotation, biological process: defense response. NCBI's taxonomy places the organism in Eukaryota, Metazoa, Chordata, Actinopteri, Cypriniformes, Danionidae. Gene Ontology annotation, molecular function: protein tyrosine kinase activity; kinase activity; non-membrane spanning protein tyrosine kinase activity. Gene Ontology annotation, cellular component: membrane; plasma membrane; nucleus.